UACCUGUCACUUGUCGUUUGUCCUUUAGUGCAUGAACCAUUUAUAUUGUUGGUGAUAUUUUUGAUCACCACCAAAAAAUCUUGAAACAUCGUAUUUCUAUAUAAUUCUAAAUAUCUACUUACUUCACGAGAAUGCCACGAGAAUUGACAGAAAUUAAAGAAUUUCUUCUGACUGCAAGAAGGAAAGAUGCUAAGUCUGUUAAAAUAAAGAAAAAUUCAGAAAAUACCAAAUUCAAAGUGCGCUGUUCCAGGUUUCUGUAUACCCUAGUAAUUACAGAUAAGGAAAAAGCUGAAAAAUUGAAACAGUCACUUCCUCCAGGUCUGCAAGUAAAAGAGGUCAAGUGAUUAAGUAUGUUUAACUAGAAAUACAAAGAAUUUUUAUUAAAA
This is a messenger RNA of Diorhabda sublineata, 386 nucleotides long. RefSeq names its product 60S ribosomal protein L38 (gene RpL38). The transcript has 4 exons. Gene Ontology annotation, cellular component: ribosome; cytosolic large ribosomal subunit. Gene Ontology annotation, molecular function: structural constituent of ribosome. The record is from RefSeq and is a predicted model, not a curated record. Gene Ontology annotation, biological process: protein-RNA complex assembly; translation. Bases 132 to 344 code for a protein of 70 amino acids. Lineage: Eukaryota; Metazoa; Arthropoda; Insecta; Coleoptera; Chrysomelidae.